Microthlaspi erraticum is the source of this 237-nucleotide messenger RNA. NCBI's taxonomy places the organism in Eukaryota, Viridiplantae, Streptophyta, Magnoliopsida, Brassicales, Brassicaceae. The record is from the annotation of a GenBank genome assembly.
AUGGAGGAGGACUGGAGGAGGCAGAGAGUUGGAGAAGAGAUAGUACGUACUAACACGAAGAAGUCGUCAGGGAGGAAGAAGCUGAUGCAUAAGCUGAUGAAGAUCUUACACGGUAAAGAUCAUCAAGAAGAGCGGAAGGAGAGAGGUGGUUCGUCCGAACCGAGCAGCUCAAACACAGGUGCUCAUUCUGUAGAGAAACCAGCACCGAUAGUGCUUAGCACUAGCCCAAGACCGUAA